This is a messenger RNA of Sycon ciliatum, 1445 nucleotides long. RefSeq names its product dual oxidase 1-like. Bases 85 to 891 code for a protein of 268 amino acids. NCBI's taxonomy places the organism in Eukaryota, Metazoa, Porifera, Calcarea, Leucosolenida, Sycettidae. Gene Ontology annotation, biological process: response to oxidative stress. The transcript has 3 exons. Gene Ontology annotation, molecular function: heme binding; peroxidase activity. The record is from RefSeq and is a predicted model, not a curated record.
UCAGUUUCUGUGUAUUUGUGCUUAUAUAACUGCACAUGCAUUGUGCAGGUGUUUGGAGGUCUGGAUUUCAGUCGUCGUGAUUUGAUGGCACUGAACAUCCAGCGUGCUCGGGAUCAUGGUCUGCCUGACUAUAACACGGCAAGAAUGAGCUUCGGUUUGCCUCGUGUAAACAGCUACAGGGAGAUCAAUCCAACGAUCUUCGAUAACUUUGAGGGAGCCGACACUACUUAUUCAACCACCAGAGAUGCCAUUAGACGACUUGAAAGCCUGCACAACAACUUCACCAACCAACCUAGCAAUGUCAGUAUCGAUACUGUGGAUAUCUGGUCUGGUGGUCUGCUGGAGACUGUCGACGGGCCGGGACCACUGUUCUCGGCUGUUAUCCUUGAUCAGUUCCUGCGUAUCCGUGAAGGAGACCGAUUCUGGUUUGAGAAUCAACAGAACGGACUCUUCAAUCAGGAGCAGAUUGCUACGAUCAGGGCAGUGUCAUUCAAGGAUGUCCUGGUGCGCAUCAUGCGCGCCUCUUGGUUCAACAGCUCCAUGUUGACACGCAACCCGUUCAGGUACGACGGCCCAAAAGACGAGGACUAUCCUCUUUUCAGAAAACAGGGCUGCAGACCGUACUAUGAGUACAAUGUCCGUAACCUUGCCCGGUUCGUGGAGCCUUGCUCGCCGCUGCAGGAAGCAGUUCGGUACACGUCGAGAAGUGAGGGUCCGGCAAACAUCCCGGUCUGUUCAGCCGGGAGCACGACAACUACGCUGUCAGUGGGUACGACCAUGUCUCCGCUAGGCCAGAGCUGGCAUUUGCGCGUCAUCAGCUUGGGUGUACUCAUCGGUACUGGACAUUGGUUUGUAGUCCAGUUCCUAUUCUCAGCAGAAGUCGCCUUCUAAAACCCCAUCUAGCAUUCAAUCAUUCUACUAUCAGUCAGUGUGCUUGCAACCAGGGGGCAGAAACCUUGUAUUUUACUUCUCCCUGAUGGCAAUCAGGUGCAUGGAGUAGUAAAAUACCAGCAUUUUACAACUCCUUGGUUGCAAACUUGCAAUGCACAAUAAGUCACAUGAGCGACACGGCUUAUACUGCCACUCACACAAUUAGACAUGAUGCACUAGUGAGUCAUUUCCCUGGCUCCAAUUCUGCAUUGCACCCUAGAUAGAAACAGCUGAAACUGGUACGGUACUCAUGAUACACGCGUAGGCUAACUACAAGUAGGCCUCACCGGAGUGCCUUUGAAGUUGAGCUACGAGAAUACAUGCUCCUAGAAUAAUAAUACUGCAUGUUUUGCAGCCUUCUUUCAUCUAUUAUUAUAGUAUAAACAUUUUGCUCAAGCCUCUACAAUUCUCUAGUUUGUUUCUUCUGAUGCCUACGUAUAAUUUGCUCUUUCCACCAGCGCCUCCGGUUGCCUUAUGAGGAGAUACCCCGGUAAAACGGGGAAAGCUAGGCGUGA